UGAAGACAGUGCUGUUUUUUUUAGGCUGGAACAGGAGGACCCACAGACCCCAGUGCAUGCAGGCCCCAGCAGCAGUGGGGAUCCUUCUUCAUCCAGUUUAACCCAGAAUUCUGUAGUAGCAGAACUGCCAGGAUUUUACUAUGACGCAGACAAGAACCGCUAUUUUCGCCUGCUGCCUGGACAUAAUAACUACAACCCACUCACCAAGGAGAGCAUUCAGUACAAGGCCAUGGAAUGCAAAAGGCUGAAGCUUUUAGAAGAGGAAGAAAAACAAAAGAAGCAAACAACAAGGGCUGGACUGAAUUCAUCUAUGCUGUUACAGAAAAGGCAGUUGGGUUUGCUCAGCUCCACAAGUUAUUGCAGGCUGGUUCAUGAGCUGAAAGUAAACUGCAUGCACAGGAGGAAGAUAGAAAUUCACAGUCCAGAUUCUUCAGUUGCUGGAACCAACAAUUUUAAAAUAAUUGUGGCGGAUGUUGCUUGUGAACGGAUAUUCACUGUGAAUGAUGUAGAGCAUGGAGGAUGUAAAUACGGUAUCAUCAACCUCAGUGGUCUGGGGAAGGAGUCUCCCACUGUGGAGAUGUAUGACAACCUCUACUUCACAAAUCGCAAAGUGAAUUCUAUGUGCUGGGCAUCACUGACUCAUCCAGAUUCUCAUGUUUUGCUGUGUCUCAUGGGAAUUGCAGAAACACCAGGCUGUGCCAGUCUGCUUCCAGCAUCGUUGUUCAGCAGCGAUAACUCAGGAGAUCGACCUGGUAUGCUGUGCAGCUUCAAGAUAUCGACUGCCUGGUCCUGUGCUUGGUGCCUGAAUCCUCAAAUAAAUGCCUGCUUCAGCACAGGCCUGACACGACGAGUUCUUGUGGCCAAUGUAGUGACAGGGCGUCAACAGUCAUUUAGAACCAGUAGUGAUGUACUGGCACAACAGUUUGCCACACAGACACCAGUGCUGUACAACGGCUGCCGCUCCGGGGAGAUAUUCAGCAUCGAUGUGCGUCAGCGCAACCGAAAGGGCCAGAGCUGGAAGGCGAUUCAGCUCUUCCAUGACUCAGCAGUCACAUCCAUUCGCCUUCUGAAGGCUGAAGAUUACCUUAUGGCAGCAGAUAUGGCUGGCAAGAUAAAACUGUGGGACCUAAGAACAGCAAAGUGUGUGAAGCAGUACAAGGGCCAUCACAAUGAAUAUGCUAUUCUCCCUCUGCAUAUAAAUGAGGAGGAAGGACUUCUAACAGCAGUUGGUCAGGAUUGCUACACCAGAAUCUGGAGUCUCCAGGAUGCCCAUCUGCUUAGAACCAUCCCUUCUCCUCACCCAUCCUCCAAAGAUGCUAUUCCCAGCGUGGUGUUUUCUUCAAGACUUGGGGGUCGCCGAGGAGUUCCUGGCUUACUCAUGGCUGUCAAACAGGAUCUCUACCACUUCUCCUAUGACUGAUACAAUAUUCUCUUCACACCUCGUCUACAAAGCUGCCAGCCUAUACAUGACUUCACAGUUUCUGCACCUUCUUCAGCAGGUUCAGCAAAUCUUGCUGUAUGUAUAUUGUAAAUAAAAGCUGAAUGCUGAUUAA
Molecule: messenger RNA, 1553 nt
Organism: Pezoporus flaviventris
Lineage: Eukaryota; Metazoa; Chordata; Aves; Psittaciformes; Psittacidae
Gene: DCAF4
Product: DDB1 and CUL4 associated factor 4
Exons: 12
Coding region: 230-1420 (396 amino acids)
Cellular component (GO): Cul4-RING E3 ubiquitin ligase complex
Molecular function (GO): protein binding
Source: RefSeq, a predicted model, not a curated record